CCCGCGCGAAGGACCACCAAGCGGCGCCAAAAUGGAAGAAAAAUAAAAAAAACAAAAGCCUUUUGUAUUAAAAUCCCCACACGUAUUUCUCGGCGCCAAAUCCCAAACCCCAAGUCCAUCAAAACCCCUUGCCUCUCUCUUCUUCCGAUCGCCACUCGAGGGUUUCGACCGAUCUGCACGAUAAUGGAUACAUCUAGCCCCGCAGUUUUUGUGAAUGCAGAGCUUCUGAAGAUGUAUCAGGGUCGGAGAGUUCGAGCAGUGGUUCAAGUCAUGCGAAAUGAAGGUGGGGUCAUCAUAGGGAAAUCAACUGAUGGGCAUCAGCUAACUGUGAAGGUUUCUCAGGCCUUUCCUUUGUCACAUUUUGUGGAGGUUAUAGGUAUUGCUGACGGCAAUCAAUCAAUUCGUGCUGAAAUUUGCACUGACUUCGGUGAUACAUUUGAUACCUUAGCAUACAAUGGGCUAUGCCAGCUUGCAAACGGCAAAUUCAAGAACCUGUUCCUCUGAUGAAUUGGGGCUGGACCUGAUCCAAGAAGAUAAAGAUAUAGUCAUUGUGUCUUCUAAUGAUGUAUGUUUCCUUUUAGGAAGGGAUGGUGUCAAGAGCCUGAUUUUGCGGCCAAGAACCUCAUCAACUUGGUUUCAAGCAUUUAAGGCCUCCACCCAUCCUACUCUUUGCAAAGGUUGUGCACUGGGGCCAGCUUGUGCAUACUGUGGCAAUUUAUCGGUCUUAUAUAAGUUCAAUUGAGCUUUUCCUAGGUCCCUCACUGCAUUAUUCCAUUUGUUGACACUAAAAUGGUUAUGGAGAUGCUGGAUCAUUGGUAUGUGCUGAAAGAAAGUUUUGAUGACUUGCUCAA
Phoenix dactylifera (date palm) is the source of this 851-nucleotide messenger RNA. Its product is annotated as replication protein A 14 kDa subunit. Gene Ontology annotation, biological process: DNA replication; DNA recombination; DNA repair. NCBI's taxonomy places the organism in Eukaryota, Viridiplantae, Streptophyta, Magnoliopsida, Arecales, Arecaceae. The record is from RefSeq and is a predicted model, not a curated record. Gene Ontology annotation, molecular function: DNA binding. Gene Ontology annotation, cellular component: nucleus.